AUGGAUUCGCGGCGGAGCAUGGACGGCUCCGACAUCUCGUGCUCGUCGAACCUGACGAUGGCCACCUCGGCGACGUCGUCGAGCGGGGAGCCGUGGAGCUCGUCGGGCUUCGUGGAGGAGGGUGACGAGGAUACCGCUGCGGAUUUCAAUUGGGAUGAGGAGGAUAAUGAGGGCGAUGAGGUGGUGCCGAAGCUGGAGCCGCUGGAUGAUGUGGAUAUGGCGGAUUUCUCGCCGUCGUCGGAUGUCAAGGAGAGUGUGAUUCCUGAGACGCCGUCGUCGGUGUCGACGCCGGCGCAGGUUAAGCGGCCAAGGGGGAGGCCGAGGAAACAUCCUAAGCCGACGCCACAAUCGAUGUCGAAGGUCGCCAAGGGGAGGUCGAAAACGGGGUGUAUUACUUGUCGGCGGAGGAAGAAGAAAUGUGACGAGACGAAACCUGGUUGUAUCAACUGUGAGAAGAACUCGGUCAAGUGUGAAGGGUAUCCCGAGAAGACGACGUGGAAGAGUGGCAAGGAGAAGGCUGAAGAAGGUAGGACGACGCCGUUGUGCCAGCAAGGAGUUGAUGAGCUGAUUACAUCAACAGCCCGUUUGCGCAGGGCCUCCAGUAUCACCAUGUCCAGCAUCCAGUUACCGUUCCUGGUCCACGGACUCGAGACGGAGGGUGAUAGGAUAUUCUUACAUCACUACAUCUCGCGGUUAAGUAUCAUCUUCACUGUUGAAGGAGAGCAAGAUAGCGCUUUUAGGAAUAUCCUGUUACCGAUGGCUCAACAACAUGCUGGAUUGAUGCAUUCGAUACUGGCCUUGUCAAGUAGACAUAUCGACUACAAAUCCGACUACGGUCUCAAGAUACUCCGAGAACAUCCCAAGGUCGACAUCGAGACCCUAGAGAAACGUUCACAAUUCCACCAAGAGGAAGCCUUCAAAGAACUAGUUAGCACCCAAACGGACUCCAAAGCCACCCCAGCCACCUACGCCCAAAUGAUCUGUCUCGUCCUGCAAACCCUCUCGGACCCAACCCCCAACGGCCAACACCGCUUCCACCUGCAACACUACCAAAAACUCAUCCAGGAAUCUCCCCCGGACGACGGCGAAUCCAUGCGCUUCAUCCACGAGUUCUUCCAAUACCACAUCCACGCCGACGAGCUAAUCCACCUCCCCCAACCCGGCGACGCCCACUACAUCUCCAUAACCGAAGACUGGAACCUGCCCACGACCGUCCUACAGCCGUCCGCCGUGCGCCUUUUAGGAGUCUUCGACGGCCUCUUCCUGUACAUGUCCAAGAUAACCAACAUCCGCAACACGAUCCGGGCGAACAUCGAACGCAGACAAGACCCCAUCGUAGACUACAAAGCCUUCUACGCCGCCGCCGAAAUCGACGCGGGCAUCAGAGAAUGGACGCCCGCGUGGCCCGCCGGCGACACGCGCGAUGCGGCCGGGAUGCUGUAUCGCCAGAUGAUGUGGAUCUACCUCUGGCGCACCAUCUACCCGCCGCAGGCCACGAACUGGAAACUCGAUCCGCACAUCACGGUCGCGGUGCGGGACGGCGUGAAGCUGCUCUCGGGGUUUGGACCUAGGGAUCCCGCGCAGACGUUGCUACUCGCGCCCGCGUUCGUGAUCGGGUGCGCGGCGUUCGAGAAGGAGGUCAGGGAGCCGAUUCGCAAGGCGAUUGCGGCGGUGAAGAACUAUAUGGAGUAUCGGAAUACGGAUACGGCGUUGGAGGUGCUGGAGGAGGUGUGGCGGCUGAUGGAUGAAAGGGAUGAGAGGAGUUGGGAUUGGCAGAGUAUUGCGCAUCGGAUGGGGAUGGAUUUUUUGGCUACUUGA
This is a messenger RNA of Mollisia scopiformis, 1818 nucleotides long. RefSeq lists its product as uncharacterized. The record is from RefSeq and is a predicted model, not a curated record. Gene Ontology annotation, biological process: positive regulation of transcription by RNA polymerase II. Gene Ontology annotation, molecular function: transcription cis-regulatory region binding; zinc ion binding; DNA-binding transcription factor activity, RNA polymerase II-specific. The transcript has 2 exons. Gene Ontology annotation, cellular component: nucleus. Lineage: Eukaryota; Fungi; Ascomycota; Leotiomycetes; Helotiales; Mollisiaceae. Bases 1 to 1818 code for a protein of 605 amino acids.